ACAGUCAGAGGAAUCGGAUUUGAAUUUCAGUAAAAUCUCAUCUUCUUUAGAACUUUAUCCCAAUACUGAGUCUAUCGAUAAUAAACAGAACUAUAUUAAUAAUGACAAAAAAAAGAAGAAAAAAGAUAAGAAACAACAAAAGGGAAAUAAAUCUAAUAAAUUGUCAAUCGAAUCAGAAAUGAAUAUUCAAAAAAAAAAGAAAUGAUAUCGACAGAAUAAUGAUGCUCGACGUCAAGAAGAAAUAUAUACUGAUAAAGAUCGUGCCGCUGCAGUAAAUAUGGGAACUAAAGAUAUUAAACAAUCAUUGAAAAUAAAGCAAAAACAAGAUCGCGAUUUACAAUUGCCAGAAGAUACUGAGCCGACAGCUAUAUUAGCUUUAGGAUUGCGUGAGAUGCGAAUUGGUGAUGUUAAAAUAGCAAUGAAUUGUAUUAAUAAGGCAUUGGAUCUUGAGCCAAAUGAUAAUAAUGCGUUAAUAGCACGAAGUAAAUGUCAUCUUUUAUUAGGAGAACCACAAAAAGCAUUGCAAGAUGCAGAAAAUGCAUUACAAUAUAAAAUGAAAAAUGCAAAUAUGGCUAAUGCAAUAUAUUGUAAAGCAGAAGCUUUAUAUUAUCUUGGUGAUUUUGAAAUGAGUCUUGUAUAUUAUUACCGUGGCAUGAGAAUCCGUCCAGAAUAUGGACAAUUUCGUCUUGGUGUUCAAAAAGCAAAAAAUGCAAUAAAAAAUAUAUUGCAUAAAAAUUAAAUAGUU
Apis florea (little honeybee) is the source of this 745-nucleotide messenger RNA. RefSeq names its product outer dynein arm-docking complex subunit 4. Gene Ontology annotation, cellular component: cytoplasm. The record is from RefSeq and is a predicted model, not a curated record. NCBI's taxonomy places the organism in Eukaryota, Metazoa, Arthropoda, Insecta, Hymenoptera, Apidae. Gene Ontology annotation, molecular function: protein binding.